Clunio marinus is the source of this 501-nucleotide messenger RNA. NCBI's taxonomy places the organism in Eukaryota, Metazoa, Arthropoda, Insecta, Diptera, Chironomidae. The record is from the annotation of a GenBank genome assembly.
AUGAACCAGAAAUUCAGUGUUUUUCAUCUGCGCUUAAGCAAAGUUCCCUCACCUUAUCACAUCGUUAACUUCUUAGUGAAAGUUCCAUCUCAACCUUCAAUAUUCAUAACAUCAAUCGACACUACGGGCAUUACUCAAGUUGUAGAUACCGUUGCAGCGGAUAUCAGCAAAGUCAUUGACAAAAUUGGAGCUUAUAAAUUUGCAAGUGUCGUCACUGAUGAUGCACCGGUGAUGAAAGUGGCAUGGAAACAUCUUUCAGCGUUCGGUUGUGCAGCUCACGCAAUGAAUUUAUUGGUUAAAUAUAUUUUGGGACCAUAUGAAUCUAUUUUAUCUGAUUGUUCAGCAAUCGCAAAGUUCUUCAACAAUCAUCAUCGCCCCCUUGGUUUUUUUGAUGAUGCACGAAAAUCAGAAAAUCCAGUCAUAAGAACACUUAUUGUUGCAAGUAGAACAAGAUGGUUCAGCCAAUAUAAUUUUUUGAAAAGUGUUUUGGAUGCUAGGUAG